Molecule: messenger RNA, 1344 nt
Organism: Colletotrichum acutatum
Lineage: Eukaryota; Fungi; Ascomycota; Sordariomycetes; Glomerellales; Glomerellaceae
Product: methyltransferase MppJ
Exons: 2
Coding region: 1-1131 (376 amino acids)
Molecular function (GO): methyltransferase activity
Source: RefSeq, a predicted model, not a curated record
AUGGGAUCCAUCACCAACAUGAAGCUCUCCUCUGAGCACGACAUUGCAAAGAUCUUCAACUCCUACGUUGCCGCCGGCGCUAUCGGCACUGCUUGGGAACUUGGGCUACUAGACGAGGUCCGUACCCAAAAGGCUGUGGAUAUCGACGAGUUCGCGGCCAACCACAACCUGGAUCUCGCUUCGACCCGCGCCCUGGUCUCCGCGCUCGCUACCUCUGACAUCCUCCAGCGUCAGGGGGGAGCUGCCCUGCCCGGGAGGUUGCUCGAAGAGGCAUACCGCACCAAAAGUCUCUUUCACUGGCUUGCUCUUGGUUCCGGCAGCUUGUUCGCGCGCAUGCAAUACGUCAUUCGCAACGAGAAUCGCGAGGGCAAAUUUUACUCGCGUGAUUCUGCGGCAAUCGCCUACGCGUGCCGUGACGCAAACACGCAAUUCAUUGAUCCGGUCUUCCUCGACGCCCUGAAGUCGUCUGGUGAGAACUUUACCUCCGUUGUGGACCUGGGCAGUGGGAGUGGCGAGAGGAUCAUGCAAGUCCUCGACCGCUAUCCUGAGAGCACUGGACUCGGCAUCGAUAUUGCCGGUCCGGCAAUUGAGGUUGCUAGGUCAGAUGCUGUGAAGCGUGGUUAUGGUGGCCGCAUCAAUUUCCUAGUCGGCGAUGCGCGUAAGCUCGACUAUCGGGAUGAGUUUGCUAAGGUUGACCUUUUGACGUCCUUCCUAAUGGGGCACGACUUCUGGCCGCGGGAGAAAUGUGUUAGCUCUCUACAGAGGCUGCGCAAAGCUUUCCCGAGCGUCAAACGAUUUUUCAUCUGCGAUACGGUGCGGAUCCUCACAAAUGACCCCCGAUCUCGCCAUGCGGUACAAGAGGAUGAUGUGCCUAUCUUCACCUUGGGUUUCGAGUUUGGUCAUGCGCUGAUGGAUGUCAAAUUGCCCACAGUGGAGGACUGGGAGGGUGUUUUCAAGGACGGUGGUUGGGUUUGUGUCAAACAGCAUCACAUGUUGCCUCCGUCUCUCACAGUUCUUUUCGAACUUGUGCCCCGUGACGCAGAUGCAAUAAAUAGCGUGCGAAUUGAAUUAUUACUGGAACUGUGGAGACUAGUCAACAAGGACAUCAAGAUCCAAGUUGUGCAAGCAUAAUGUUUACUACAUGUGGUGGACACGAUCAUAACCACUAUUCAACUCGGUAGUUUGUUGGCGGAAGACAUGAGCAAUAGGAAUGGACAUGGCUAAAGUACAUGUAUGCAACUCGUAUGAGAAAAUGAGGCUGGGUACUACCUCUUGGCUGGGUGCCACCAGUACUUGAUGGCCCCUGACCCGAAACCGUGUAGGAACAUUUACCUUGGAGAGAGG